CGGCGGAGGAGGCGCGGCGGCUGGAGCAGCGCUGGGGCUUCGGCCUGGAGGAGCUGUACAGCCUGGCGCUGCGCUUCUUCAAAGAGAAAGAUGGCAAAGCAUUUCAUCCGACUUAUGAAGAAAAACUGAAGCUUGUGGCACUGCAUAAGCAGGUUCUUCUGGGUCCAUAUAAUCCUGACACCUGUCCUGAGGUUGGAUUCUUUGAUGUGUUGGGGAAUGACAGGAGGAGAGAAUGGGCAGCCCUGGGCGGCACGUCUAAAGAGGAUGCCAUGGUAGAGUUCGUCAAGCUCCUGAAUAGGUGUUGCCAUCUCUUUUCAACAUACGUUGCGUCCCACAAGAUAGAGAAGGAGGAGCAAGAAAAAAAAAGGAAGGAGGAGGAAGAGCGAAGGCGGCGUGAAGAGGAAGAAAGAGAACGUCUGCAAAAGGAGGAGGAGAAGCGUAGAAGAGAAGAAGAAGAAAGGCUCAGACGGGAGGAGGAGGAGAGGAGGCGAAUAGAAGAAGAGAGGCUUCGGUUGGAGCAGCAGAAGCAGCAGAUAAUGGCAGCUUUAAACUCCCAGACUGCCGUGCAGUUCCAGCAGUACGCAGCCCAGCAGUACCCGGGGAACUACGAGCAGCAGCAGAUCCUCAUCCGCCAGCUGCAGGAGCAGCACUACCAGCAGUAUAUGCAGCAGUUGUAUCAAGUCCAGCUUGCCCAGCAACAGGCAGCGUUACAGAAACAACAGGAAGUAGCAGUAGCCGGGGCUCCUUUGCCUCCCUCAUCAAAAGUGAAUGCAGCCGUACCAAGUGAUGUGCUGUCAGUUAAUGGACAGGCCAGAACCCACCCUGACCACGCUGAGAAAGAGCUUGAAGCAGAAGCUGCAGAAGAAGCCCUGGAGAAUGGACCAAAAGAAUCUCUUCCAGUAAUAGCAGCUCCAUCCAUGUGGACACGACCCCAGAUCAAAGACUUUAAAGAGAAGAUUCGGCAGGAUGCGGAUUCCGUGAUUACAGUGGGCCGAGGAGAAGUGGUCACUGUUCGAGUACCCACCCAUGAAGAAGGAUCAUAUCUCUUUUGGGAAUUUGCUACAGACAAUUAUGACAUUGGGUUUGGGGUAUAUUUUGAAUGGACAGACUCUCCAAACACUGCUGUCAGUGUGCAUGUCAGUGAGUCCAGCGAUGACGACGAGGAGGAGGAAGAAAACAUCAGUAGUGAAGAGAAAGCCAAAAAGAAUGCCAGCAAGCCUCUGCUGGAUGAGAUUGUGCCUGUGUACCGACGGGACUGUCAUGAAGAAGUGUAUGCCGGCAGCCACCAGUAUCCAGGGAGAGGGGUCUAUCUCCUCAAGUUUGACAACUCUUACUCUCUGUGGAGGUCCAAGUCAGUCUACUACAGAGUCUAUUAUACUAGAUAAAGAUGUUGUUACAGAGUCUGGAGUCUGGGGGUGGGCAGACGAUGGCGUUUAAUUUGGAAAUUUCCUUUGACUUUGUGGAGCACUGCAGUCAGUGUUCACCCUCUUGAUCUUGAUCUGAUGGUUUGUGAACUCUUGUUGGGCAUCAGGAUUUCCUUGAGACUCUUUGGAGUUAAUACUUUGGGGUUAAAGGGAUUCCUCAGACUCAUCCAGCCCGUGGGUGCCGACCAGCAGAGUCACUAGUGGAUGCUGAAGUUACACGAGCUAUGUGUUAAAUCUUUCAAGUCUCCGAAAUAAAACCUCCAACGUCGACCCCGCCUGGCUGAUGGUUAGUCCAUUGCUGCCUGCUCCCUGUGUCUUAGGAGAGCCUGUAGUUCAGUGCCCUCUGAUUUGAAAUCCUUUUGUUAAUAGUCCACAUGAGGUGCAGCUGACUUUGAUUGAAGGUCACCAUUUUUAAAAUUUAAGACCUCACAGAUUAUAAUAGAAAAAGAAGUUGCCUCAAUUUGAUCUCGUUCUGAAUGACCCAGAUUGUUUUUGCUUUGGGUGUGGCUGUUUAGUUCAGAGUUAUAUUACAGAGAAUUAUUUUCUGAGAUAAUCUUAAGAUAGAAUGUUCAAACCUGAGUGAUAAUUUGAAGUAUCCAGAUACACAGAGCCUCAGGCGUCCGUGUAAGCGAGCCUUCACAAGCUCUUGGUCCUCUUCUCUCCAUCUGAUAAUGCAUACUACUGUAGCAACACAAAACUCAUUCAUUUUUGUCUUGAUUUGGCUUUAUAGGGCAUCUCAAAAUUGAAACUGUUUUCUACACAAGCAUAUAGUUAAGGGUUUUGUAAACUCGAAUUGGCACCUGCUGAAUUAAAAUAUACGAAAUCAUUUAAAUAUAAUUCAGUGUAUGGGGAAUAACAUUGUACUGAUAUGGAAAUCACUGCCCGAGAGAGUCCAUUUUUUUUUUUAAUUGCUUACUACUUAGACACAAACCCUGUAUGAUUCCAGUUUGGAAUUACUUACUAGAGAGAAUUGGAAGUGCAUAGGCCCAUGCUUAAAUUUUUUUAAAGCUUCAAUCUGUAUUAUGUCUUUAUUGAUGAAAAGAGGUACAUCUUUGUUUUCCUGAAAACAAAUAUGGAUUAAUCACCCCAAAUUUGUGUAAGUGAUUAACUAGUAUAGAGAUUCUUGUUUUCAGAAGGGAGGGUGGUAUAGAUAGAAAAUGACAAAGAUGGCAAUAUACACGUUAUGUUAUUAUAUGUUGUUACUGAAAUACUUAGAUGUUUAAAACUUCAAAUCAUAAAUCACUGCUUGUAGGAAGGUUUCCGUUGAUUGGCUGCAGUAUAUCCAGUUCACUACAUAAGGGGCUGUUUGUUUUUUGUGUGCUGCAUUUCCUUGUUUUUUAAUACCUGGUUUUGUACAUAUUUAACUCUGUUCUCUUUUGGUUGUUCAGAAACUGGAUUAUUUUCUCCUAAGCAGCGCUCAAUUUGUGUUUUUUAAUUUUGAUUCAGUAGUCCCAGCUCAUAGGUGUCCAUACUGUACAUCCAGAACAUUUGUCAGGCUGUCCAUGAGCUCUCAUGUAUAUAUGGUAUAGAAACCACGGGGUUAGGCACUUCUGGCUUUUUUUUUAAUGAGAAAAUAUUGUAUUUAAAAUGUAAAAUAAACUUUAAAAAGCAGGCACUAAUAUAUAUUUCUUCCAGCCUUUGAUUACAGAUUUGUCCUUGCACAUGUUAGGAAGAAUUAUCUUCUGAAAAUAUCGUUGUUCCUGGGAGCAGUGUGUGUCACUUCACAUAGCAGCAGUUCCUGUCUCGUGUCCAUGUCAGAACGUUUUUGGUUUUAAACUUUUUUAUUGCCUUUGGCUGUUGAUUAGUACAGUACAAGUGCAAUUUCAAAAAGAUCUUGAAAAUAAUAUAUUUAAUCAAUUAAAAUGUUUAUCUGUAA
Molecule: messenger RNA, 3300 nt
Organism: Ceratotherium simum simum (southern white rhinoceros)
Lineage: Eukaryota; Metazoa; Chordata; Mammalia; Perissodactyla; Rhinocerotidae
Gene: ACBD3
Product: acyl-CoA binding domain containing 3
Cellular component (GO): Golgi membrane
Molecular function (GO): fatty-acyl-CoA binding
Source: RefSeq, a predicted model, not a curated record